This is a messenger RNA of Dicentrarchus labrax (European seabass), 3992 nucleotides long. RefSeq names its product extended synaptotagmin-like protein 2b (gene esyt2b). Gene Ontology annotation, biological process: lipid transport. Lineage: Eukaryota; Metazoa; Chordata; Actinopteri; Moronidae. The record is from RefSeq and is a predicted model, not a curated record. Gene Ontology annotation, molecular function: lipid binding.
AGCAGGAUCUCUGCGCGGUUUUUUUUUUUUUUGGGAAAAUGAUCAUUUCUGCCCUGUGUGGAGACAGAGAGGAGUAACAGCCGUGGAUCUUGGACUUGCUCAGCUGCCCAUUUUAACCAAAAGGGGGAUGAAUUAUCAAGCUUUUAAUCGCUACGGAAACUAAAGUGGUCAAUGCCAACGAUUCCUCCGAGGGCGAUGGGUUGGUGUGCAGGUGAGCCAACGUGAGAGUCCGCUUCAGGAACCGCGUCGGUCCGGUGGCACAUGGGAACCGUGUGUCACCCCAAGCCUCAUCCGCAUUUUUUUUAAAUAUCAGUUUUAAAAGACGGACUCCGGAGCGCAGACAGACAUGUCUAGAGACAGCAUGACGGAUGUACGAGGAGCCCAUUCACACAGUGCUUCACCUAAGGAGAAUGGACACACCGUGGCGAGCCCCGUUCAACCCAACUUUCCCCCUCCCUCAGCGGGGAACGUACCCGAAGACACCCCGGUGUCCUCCACAAGCGAGCUGACCCAGACCUGGGUGCACCUCGCCAAAACGUUUGUUCUCAUUUUCCCCAUUUACGCGCUGGGAUAUUUUGAGUUCAGCUUCAGCUGGCUGCUGAUCGGACUUGUUAUCGUUUUCUGGUGGAGGAGAAACACAGGAGGGAAGCACAGCCGCCUGAACAGAGCUCUGGCUUUCUUUGAGCAAGAGGAGAGAAGUGUCAAGCAGAGUCUGACCACCUCUGAUUUACCACCAUGGGUUCACUUCCCAGACGUGGAGCGAGUGGAGUGGCUAAACAAGACAGUGAAGCAGAUGUGGCCCUAUAUCUGCCAGUUUGUGGACAAACUCUUCCACGAGACGAUCGAGCCGGCUGUGAAGGAGUCCAACUCCCACCUCAGCACCUUCUGCUUCAGCAAGAUCGACAUAGGAGACAAACCCCUCAGGGUCAACGGGGUCAAGGUCUAUACAGAAAAUGUGGAUAAGCGACAAAUCAUCAUGGACCUACAGAUCAGCUUUGUUGGUAACACCGAGAUUGACGUGGACAUCAAACGCUACUACUGCAAAGCUGGCAUUAAGAGCAUCCAGAUACACGGCGUGUUGAGAGUGGUGAUGGAGCCACUGCUGGGUGACAUGCCUCUUGUCGGAGCUCUGUCUGUGUUCUUCCUCAAGAAACCACUUCUGGACAUAAACUGGACUGGCCUCACCAAUAUACUUGACAUUCCUGGUCUCAAUGGCUUCUCUGACAGUCUGAUUCAAGACAUUAUCUACAGCUACCUGGUUUUACCCAAUCGCAUCACCAUCCCUCUGGUCGGGGAUGUGGAACUGGCCAUGCUGCGCUUCCCCAUGCCAAAGGGAGUCCUGAGGAUUCACUUCUUAGAGGCUCAGGAUCUGGAAGGAAAGGAUACAUUUCUGGGAGGGCUGAUCAAGGGCAAGUCCGACCCCUACGGCAUCCUGCAGAUCGGCAACCAGCUGUUCCAGAGCAAGACGAUCAAGGAGAGCCUCCAUCCCAAAUGGAACGAAGUUUACGAGGCGUUGGUGUACGAGCACUCGGGUCAACACCUUGAGAUUGAGCUGUUUGACGAGGAUCCGGACAAGGAUGAUUUCCUUGGAAGCCUGAUGAUCGAUAUGACAGAGCUGCACAAAGAACAGAAAGUUGACGAGUGGUUCAACCUGGAGGAAACUUCUACUGGGAAACUCCACUUAAAAAUGGAGUGGCUAGCUCUGCUCUCCACUCCGGAGAGAUUGGACCAGGUGCUGCGAAGUGUGCGUGCAGACAGAAGCCUGGCCAAUGAUGGGCUAUCAUCAGCACUGCUUGUGGUCUAUCUGGACUCAGCAAAGAACCUGCCAAGCAACCUGUCAGAUUUCACCUAUGAUGGGUUGAAGCAAGUCUCAGUCUUUAAGGCCCUGAAGUCUGCAAAGAAGACCAGCAGCGAACCCAGUCCUUAUGUUCAAAUGACCGUUGGACACAAAACACUUGAGAGUAAGAUCCGCUUCAAGACCAAGGAGCCUCUGUGGGAAGAUUGCUACUCAUUCCUCGUUCACAAUCCCAGGAGGCAGGAGCUCGAAGUGCAGGUAAAAGAUGACAAGCACAAAUGCAACCUGGGUAAUUUGACGGUGCCUUUGAGCAGCCUGUUGGCAGAGGAGGACAUGACGCUGACUCAGUGCUUUCCCCUCAAGAACUCCGGGCCCAGCUCCACCAUCAAACUGAAGAUGGCCCUGAGGAUCCUGUCCCUGGAGAAGCAGGUAUCCUCAGACCAGCCCUCCUUCGUCCAGGUCAGGAAGUCCAGUGCCGCAGCCACCCGCCCCCCCACCCCCUCCCAGAGACGAUCAGCCUCAGAUUCCCCACUGCCUCCACACACGCCUCCGCCACCUAUAGACGCUUCCACUCUCACCCUCCAACAAAGGGACGGCGAGCCGUACUCAGCCAGUACCUCCAACCUGAGCACCUGCAUGUCCAGCUCCCAGAAACACCUGCCUCAUAAGGAGUCCACACCCAGCCUGGCCUCGGAUAUCUCCCUGCCCUUCGCCACCUUGGAGCUUCAGCAUAGGCUUCGCCAGCUGCAGAAUGGCUCGGCCCCCAGCCAGUACCCCCUGGGUGAGGUCCAGCUGACUGUUCGACACAGCUCCCAGAGGAACAAACUCAUUGUGGUGGUGCACGCCUGCCGUAACUUGAUAGCCUUCACCAAAGACAGUUCAGAUCCCUUCAUCCGCCUCUAUUUGCUGCCCGACAAGAGCCGGACGGGGAGGAGGAAGACCAGCACGAUGAAGAGGACCCUUAACCCUGUCUAUGAUCAAACGUUUGAGUUCAGUGUAUCUAUGGUGGAGCUCCACAGGAGAACUCUGGAUGUAGCAGUGAAGAACGGAGGGAGCAUCCUGUCCAAACAUAAAGGGCUUUUGGGGAAGGUGCUGGUAGAUUUAAGUGGGGAGGAUAUAUCAAAAGGUUGGACACAAUGGUAUGAUCUGAGUGAAGAUGGUUUCUCGUCUCAAGGCUUAAGGAAUAUUCAAGACCCCCUCCUCACAUAGUGAAACCACCUCUCUGCUGUAAUAUAGUGAUCUUGUUAAUAUAAGGGCACAUCAUUUUGUUGCAUUCAUGGACAUUUUUCGUAUAGUUUACAUGAAUUAUUUCAGCAUGCAAGAAUUUUUGUUCAGACUUUUCCAGCCAUGAUUUCAUUAAUGAUGAUGAAGAUAAGAGGAUAUUGUAACAUAUUGUAACAUGUUUGAAACACACAAAAUGCCUUGUCUCUGUUUUAUGUAAAUAUGAAGUUGCUAAUAUAUAGUUAGAAGACUUUGCAGGGGUUUUCGUGGCAUUAUGUUUCCUCAACGGAAAUUGUAAUGAAAUCUGUCAGACUUGUUAUUGCUUUCUGUUCAAUUUGUUAAAAUGUGACAAAUCCUGUCGUCGUCUGAGGAAACUUACCAAAGGAACAGAUACAAUCACAAACGUAGGCUUAAGUAGCAGUCUUGACUUUGAUUUUUUAUUUUUUUUUGUCAUGCAGUGUUAUUUUGAUUGUUUACUUCUUAUUGUUCUUUAUGCUUGAUUACAAACAUGGAAUGCACAUAUGCAAAAGGAUAAAAUGAUUGCUCUGUAUAUUUUAAAAUGACUUUGUGCAAUAUUGGUUGAUCUGAACGUUGUCUCAGAUGAUGAAGACCUGGGGGCAUUUUAGGGCUAUGAACAAGUGCUGUAUAAUAUGAACAAUAUAAAGGAUACUUGAAUAAGGGUUUGACUUUGUCGUUCAGACCAAAUGUUGAGUCGAACAAAAUUGAAUAAUAUAAGCAGAGACAACAGUUAUUGCAUUUUAUGAGCAGGGAUUGCCAGAAUUUGUUAUGAAGAUGACACAGCAACGUCACAGGCUUGUACAUGCAGUCCUAAGUGUUUGUUGGAGCGUUUAAAAACUUUUUCUUGUUAUCUAUCCUGUGCCUUAAAAAAACGCUAUGUAAUUUUUUGCCUUCUUAAUGUUAUUAUUUUGAAUGAUGCCUCAUGGGUUUUGAAGAAUAAAUGGUUGCUCUUGUGAAA